UCUGGCGGCUGUUAUGUCUUUGAUUAGAAGCGUUGCUUUUAAUUUAUGUUACGGUAGAAUCUUGAGCACGUUGCGUGUAUUACAGUAUCGUCAUUGUAAUCCGAUAAAGAAUUUUCGGUCGUUAAGUUUAUUAUUAAAUAAACAAUUCGAGAUGAAAUUUCAAUAUCCUAAAGCAAGAAGGGAAAAUGUUGUCGAUGUUUAUCACGGAGUCGAGGUAACUGAUCCUUAUCGUUGGUUAGAGGAUCCUGAUUCAGAAGAGACAAAAAAUUUUAUUGAAGCUCAAAAUGAAAUUACUGUCCCAUUUCUUGAGUCAUGUAAACAUAGACAAAAAUUGAAAGAAAGACUUACUGAAUUAUGGAACUAUCCAAAAUACAGCUGUCCUUUCAGACGUGGUUCACGAUAUUAUUACUACUUCAAUACAGGUCUCCAAAAUCAAAGUGUAUUAUAUAUAUUGGAUAAAUUAGAUGGUGAACCAAGAAUAUUUUUUGAUCCAAAUGAACUCUCUGAAGAUGGCACAGUAUCUUUAAGUAUUACUUCUUUCUCUGAAGAUGGUGAAUAUUUUGCAUAUGGUCUAAGUAGUAGUGGAUCUGACUGGGUUAAAAUUAAGGUGAAACGUGUUGAAACAGGAGAAGAUUUUCCAGAAGUUUUAGAAAAUAUUAAAUUUUCAGCAAUUGCAUGGACACAUGAUCACAAGGGAUUUUUUUAUUCAAGAUAUCCUUCAAUUAAAGGCAAAAAUGAUGGAAGAGAGACAAUUGAAAAUGAAAAUCAAAAAUUGUAUUAUCAUAGAAUAGGAACAGAUCAGUCAGAAGAUAUUUUGUGUGUUGAACUGCCAGAACAUCCUAAAUGGUUGAUAGGAGCAGUUGUAAGUGAUUGUGGUCGUUAUUUGAUUGUAAUUAUUCGGGAAGGAUGUAAAGAUAAUUUAUUAUAUUUUUGUGAUCUGAAAUCCCUUCCAAAUGGAAUAACAGGUAUUCUACCACUGACUACUAUUGUUGAUCGUUUUGAAGCAGAAUAUGAAUAUGUUACAAAUGAGGGUUCUAUAUGCACUAUUCGUACAAACAAAAAUGCUCCAUGUUUUCGUUUAGUAAAUAUUGAUUUAAAUCAACCAAAUGAGGAAAUGUGGACAGAACUAAUAAAAGAACAUUCCAAGAACGUAUUAGAUUGGGCAGCCUGUGUAAAUAAGGAUAAAUUGGUUAUAUGUUACAUUCAAGAUGUUAAAAAUGUUUUACAUUUACACAGUUUAAAAUCUGGAGAUAAAUUAAUAGAUUUUCCUUUAGAUGUUGGAACAAUUACAGGAUAUUCUGGCAAAAAGAAGGAUAAAGAGAUAUUUUAUCAAUUUACAUCAUUUUUAACUCCUGGAAUUAUUUAUCAUUGUGAUUUAUCAGCUGAAGAACCAGCACCAAAAGUUUUUCGAGAAAUAAAAGUACCAGGAUUUGAUAAUUCAAAUUUUGUUACAAGUCAAAUAUUUUAUAACAGUUUAGAUGGAACUAAAAUUCCAAUGUUUAUUGUUCAUGAUAAGAAUGUAAUCAAAGAUGGUAAUGCUCCUUGUCUUUUAUAUGGUUAUGGUGGUUUUAAUGUGAGUAUUCAACCAUCUUUUAGUCCUUCUCGAAUUCUUUUCAUGCAGCAUUUACAUGGCAUAGUGGCUGUAGCUAACAUCAGGGGAGGAGGAGAAUAUGGUGAAACAUGGCACAAUCAAGGAAGGCUUCUAAAUAAGCAAAAUGUAUUUGAUGACUUUAUUUCUGCUGCUGAAUAUCUCAUCAAAAAUAAAUUUACUUCUAAUAAAAGAUUGAUCAUUAAUGGUGGCUCUAAUGGUGGUUUGCUAGUCGGUGCUUGUGUUAAUCAAAGACCAGAUUUGUUUGGAUGUGCAGUUGCACAAGUAGGGGUUAUGGAUAUGCUACGUUAUCACAAAUUUACUAUUGGUCAUGCAUGGAAAACAGAUUAUGGAACUUCAGAUGAUAAAGAACAUUUCCAUAAUCUAUAUAAAUAUUCUCCACUUCAUAAUAUUAAUAUUCCUGAAAAUGAAUUUGUCCAGUAUCCUUCACUAUUACUCUUAACUGCUGAUCAUGAUGAUCGUGUAGUUCCACUUCAUUCAUUAAAGUUUAUUGCAGAAAUACAACAGAAAAUUGGGAGUAGUGAAAAACAGAAAAAUCCACUAAUGAUUAGAGUAGAUGUUAAAGCUGGACAUGGUAGUGGAAAACCCACAAAGAAAAUUAUUGAAGAAUUAAUUGACAUCUACAGUUUCAUAAUUGCUACUCUAGAUUUGGAUUAUAAAGAUUUACAAUAAUUAAAUUUAUUGUUAAGAAAUUUUUGUUGUAAUUUAAAUGGCAAUAUAAUUUUCUAAUUUUACAUAAAUAUUUUAAUGCUGUCAUUUGCUUACAUGAAAAAUAAAGAGCCAAGAUGGCCAUGUAUUAAAGUUUU
This is a messenger RNA of Centruroides sculpturatus (bark scorpion), 2415 nucleotides long. RefSeq names its product prolyl endopeptidase-like. The record is from RefSeq and is a predicted model, not a curated record. Gene Ontology annotation, cellular component: cytosol. The transcript has 19 exons. Gene Ontology annotation, molecular function: oligopeptidase activity; serine-type endopeptidase activity. The coding region runs from base 14 to 2281 and encodes 755 amino acids. Lineage: Eukaryota; Metazoa; Arthropoda; Arachnida; Scorpiones; Buthidae. Gene Ontology annotation, biological process: proteolysis.